UUUUAAGAAAUUCUACUUGUUGGUUGAAUGGUCGCUGCGACGAACGGCGAGUUGCCGCCAUCGCCAGGAGUGCCGUCUGCGCAAGGCCACCACGCACUGCACAGCCUCGCAUCCGCAGCCACACAGCAGCAGACACAGUCUCAGCCACUUCCUGUCGUGGUGAGCAGCGUGACGGUCAAGAGCGCCAUCGCAGCCGCUCUCCAGCAGCAGUCGCAGGAGCAGCUUCAAGGGUCAGCUGGCCCCGCGUCCGCUCUUGCUCCUGCCACCGCUCCCGCUGCACCAGGGCACCGCAGCACAACCACUGCUGGCCGCAUUGCUGAGGCUCGCCUGUCGCCCGAUCACGCGCUGGUGGCCGUCCUGACGCUCGAUGGCGCCCUGUCGAUCUCUCCCGUGAUGCCUCCUGCUGCAGCCGCCCCAGGCUCAGGCUCAGGGACAGACUCAGGCUCAGGCUCGGGCUCGGGCUCGUCCGCUGCAUCAUCUGCAUCUGCCUCUACUCUGUCACACGCGUCCGCCACAAGCGACGCAGCCGCACUCGAGCUCGCCGAGUUGGAAUCGUUCGGUGUUCAACAAGUCGAAUGGAUGCCCACCGGCGACCCGCUGCCAAGGACUGCAGAAGGUAUUGCUGGACCAUCAUCCUCGUCGUCGUCGUCGUCAAGCGCACCAAUGACGCUGUUGGUGCGCAGGCGCGUGCAAACACUGCUCGUGACAGUGGACUGCUACAGCACGCUGUCACUGCACCGCAUUGAUCCGGAAUUGAUGGCACAUCGGGUUGGGAACACCCCCAUUCGCGCAACAGCAGAGUGCGCCUUGAUCAAUCGCGUUCCAGUGAUCGGGAAUACGACUGCGACAAGCACCAAUGCACAGCAGCAACAGCAACAACAACAACAACAGCGGCAGCAGCAUCAGCAACAUCAACAAUCGCAGUCGCAGCAGCCGUCACAGCCGCAGCUACCACCCUUCCCGUCUCGUCGACCCGAGGGCGCCUUCUCGUAUGCCGUGGCGCGCGCAGACAUCCGCGUGGAAGCGCUUUUGAAACUCUUCCCGGGAAUCGCCGCCCCCGCUUCACCCGCCGCAUCUCCUUCCACCACCAGCACCCAGAUCGCGCGCCCAACCACUGAGCCGUCAUCGGCAAAGUCCCACCAGCUGAGCUUGCUCGGUGUUCUGGUCGACCGGAUUGUCGUUUCUGUGAAUGACUCGCACCUGCUCAUUCUUGAGCUUGUGGACCAGUGGAACAUGGUCGCCGUCGUGCAGUGCGUGCCUCUCUCCAGCGUUCUCACCCCGCAGCAUUCCCUGCCAACCGUGACUGAGACGUCUGCAGCGUCAGUCCCCGCGAGCACGGUUGUGAAAACCCGUAUUGUUCGAGGCAUGCUGUUUGCAUUGCACAGCACUGGUCUUCUUGUCGUCUACGACCUUGAGCGAUUGCGUCGAGUAGCCAUUGUCGACCCGCGCUUGCAAUUCGGUCGCCGAGGAGACGACUUUCUCCCCGCUUCAUUCCGGUUUUCGGUGCUCGACGUCAUGCCAGACAGCAGUGCCGUGGUUUUGGGCAACGAAACCCGUAUUUUGCCAAUCGACCUCAACCAGUACUUUGUCGCCUUUCCGCACCACCUCCUUACUUCCGCCAACCAAUCUCCCGACUCGCAACUGCGGCCACCUGCAGGCAGUCGAGGACCACAGGCAGCACACCCAGGACAGCCGCAUCCUUCUCAGCUCACAGCUCAGCAACAGCUCGGGCGCGUGCAGAGCAAACUUGCCGCGUCGUGGCAUCUGGAGCUGUCGGGCUUUUCGCAUUCGCUAGGCCAUCAUCAUGUCGACCUCCCUGCGCCAAAAAACCAACCUGGCAGCAGCAAUGCGGCCAGCUCGUCGUCGGCUACAGCCACUUCAAAGCAAUCCGGCAGCAUGCCGCUUGAAAACUGGCUGGACAAGCUCACAUCGGGCUCGCAAACCGCGAAUAUUGACUCUGUCGUCUGGUCGAGUGCAUCUGCGCCGUUUGCCUCUGCUACAACUGCGCAAUUUCCCCGCACCUCGAGCGGAUUUCAGGCACGACGCUCGGCAGCAUCCUUCCUUUCAUCGAGCGCAUCUUCUGGCACCACAAACCCGAUUCCUUUCUCUUCCCGCAGCGCUGCUGGACAACGCUCGCUGUCAGGAUCCCGUCAAAGUAGUGUCGCCACCAUUGCGAUUCCUGGAGCCUCGUCUUCCAUCCAGCGUUCCUUCUCCUUCAACAACACGUCGGGCACUUCCACCCCCACAUCCUCGUCUCUGUCCGGACCUUCGUCCUAUGAGCUCACGACCGCUGUUGCUGCCAUCUCCUCGAGCCCGUCGGAUGGGUUUGCUCCGUCUCAGCUGGCCACUUCGCUCCAGCUUGCCACCGGUGUGGCGCGAGAGUCGUCCUUGCUCACCGCGCAGCUAACCUUCAUGUCCACGGGCAUUCCCCUUCGCUCCGGCGAUUCAAUGGCUCUUGCCCUUGUGACUGCCACCCACGUUGUGGUCGUAUUUGAGUCGACAGCCUCCAGCCCAACAUUUGGCGGGGCCGCCUUCUACGACCGAUCGUCCGGCACAUGCCAGCGCUGCGACUUUGCAUCUCCGCACAUUCCUGUUCUCCUUGGAGAUGCGCUGGAUCCUUGCCUUUAUUGCAUUGCUGUCACCCGGCAUUCUGCUGUGAGCAAGCCAGCUGUGGCGACCGCUGUCCCUGCCUCCCCGCUCAAGUUCACUCCUCCUUCCAUGUCGCAACAGGCCCCGCAUGCUGCUUCUCAGUGCUCAUUGCUCGCGAUUUUGCCGAACGGCACGCAGCAGUCGCUUCUGAGUCGUGUCAUCAUGUUCGAGUCGGCACAGGUCGCCGAGACCCUGUGCCAAUUGAAUGGCUGGGAUCGUCGCACUCUGCGCAUGCACGCGCUCAGUGUCGGCUUGUCCUACCGCCAGCUCGACGUCGUGUGGGAUGCGCUGCGGUCUCUGGACGCGGAUCAGCACGAAGAGGCCUGCAAAGUCCUCAUCCGGGCCAUGGAAGAGAAUUCCUCGCUGGUGCACUAUUCUGAGUUUGCAGAGCAGCUGCUCCAUGUUGGCAUCACGUUUGUCACCGAGGUUAUUCGCGCCUGUGCCCAGCGACUUGGCGCCGGCACCCUUGACUCCACCGCCUCACAAGACACUGCGCGGCUCAUGUCGCUCUUGACAUCUUGUCUCGUGGAUAUUCGCGGCUUUUUGCAGGUUUCUGCGGGUACGCGAACUCCCGUCGCUUCCGGCCUCUCUGCUUCGCAAGUGUCGCGACCAAUUGGCAUUACACCCUCGUCUGGGUCGCAAACGCCUCCUUCUCGCCGCUCAGACGCUCCUGGCAGCUUGGCCGACGACGCUGUGCUGACCUCUCCGUCCGCGGGCUCGAAUGACCCUCGAUCUGCAGCAGCAGCAGCUGCUGCUGCUGCGGGGCGAGACUCUGCCGAGGAGCUGCUUGCUUUGGAGGAAUCCGAGGAAGGAAGCUACAAUGACGCCUCGCUCUCAACAUCCGACAGCCGCUGGCUCGGUAACCCUGCUUGGCGCACAAUGUCCGAUGUUGACAUUGUGGCCGACGCUUUGCUGCGCGGCUCCCCUGCAACGGCACAGGCCUUUUUUGCUGUCCGAGCUCGUCGCGCAGUCGUUGCUGCCCAGCAGCAACAGCUUCAGCAGCGGCUACUUCAACAGAUGCACGAGCAGCAACAAAUGCUGUCGGACAAGAAUUUGGUGAUUGCGGGCGGCGCUGGCUCGGCCUUUGUCGAUCCCGCAGAAAUGGCUCGUUCGGAAGCAGACGAGUCUGCUGCAGCAACGUUUGCCCCCAACCGCGGUCUUGGCUCCCCACUCAACCCGACCGAACUCAAGUGCGACGGCUCCAUGGCAAGCAUCCGCGCGAUCGGAUUGGCUCUUGUCUUCCGCGAGCUCAGCUUGCGGCAUCUGGACAACGCCAUUGCCAUUUUGACCAAUCUCGGAGACGUUUCCACCGAGCAUUUGCGCGAAAUUGCCUUGUACGCGCCCUUCCCGCUCCUGCGCGAGCAUCUCUUGGCGUACCUGUCAAAGCAGCGCCGCCUGCCGCAUUCCGACAACCAGGCUGCUGGCUUUUUGCAAUUCCUCGUGCAGCUGUACCCUGUAACAAGACAGCCUGCUCACAAUGGCCGGCUCAACUUUGAUCGGACCAUCACAACCGUGUCCGCGUACGUCCAAGCAGACAACUGGCUCACGACAAAUACUCGCGAUGGCGGUGCUGUUGUAGGCUCGGUCGUUUCGACCACAACCACCACCACCACCACUGUUUCCGCUAGUCUGGAAACUGGCAGCAUGUCUGAUGCCGUGACCGAUCGCAUGCCGCCUGCAUGGCUUGCUUUGCUGGAUCAAUCAGGCGUGGCUGUUGGGGCGGCGGCGGGGCCUUCUUCUGUGUCCAACUCUUCUUCGCUGCUCCUUCCUCAGCCCAAGCACCCCAAUUUCGAGUUUAUUCUCGAGUGGUUGCAGCAUUGGGACGAACCAACCCGUGUCCGAGUGUUGCUUGACGGCGAAUUCCUCAACCACAGCACGGGCCGCGCCCUCUUGCCGCUCGCGGCAUCGCUCUCGGCUGACGCUGGAAAACACAUUCUGGAGGCCAUCUCAGCCCAGACGCGCGAAAAGACGGUGUGGAAUUACAUUGUUGCGCACAACAUGCACGAGCAGGUGGUGGCCAUGCUCGUCCGUCUUGGAGCGCACGGCAAUGCUGCCCAUCGCGACCACCUCCUUCAUUUGCUGCACGAUCAAGCCGCGCAUCCCCUUGUGUCGUCGUACAUGCGCACUUUAAUUGCCCACCACAGCGCCAAACUCAACCUUUGGCGAGGGGUUGACAUUUCGCGCCAGGGUGUGCUGGUGCGACGCCUUGCCUCGCUCGGUCGGAUAUUCAAUCCGCACAGCGACCUUGUGGCUGCUGAUGCGCUGCUCCACGUGGUUGGUGCCACCAUUCCACGGGAACCAUCCACCGCGCACGUGCUCAGUCUGGCACUUGUCAACAUUAUCCAGUCUGGCGUUGCCAACGAUCUGUUUGGGCUCAUUGUGCACGUCGGAGACCACUACGGCGAUUCCGUCCUUCGAGCACUGCCAGAUGUGACGGAGGCCGUCAAGCCCUGGGUGCGUUUGCUCCUGCUGCUUCGCCAAGCCCAUCAGACCUUUGGCAGCCGGAAGGUACAAGCGCUUGUUCUUCAUGCUGCCUUGCUGAAUGCGCGCAUGCUCGUGCCCACUACGUCGUCGUCUCCGUCAAGGGCGUCGGCCUCCAAGAAGCCGGCAGCGGCGGAGUUCUCGGCUCAGGAUGAACUAUUUGGGACGCCUGCUGCCAUGUUUGCUGCCAAUCGCCCGUUGAUGGCACUGGCCACCCUGGCCUAUUCGGGCCUGCCUUUGUCGUCCAUUCCGAAUGGCGCGGCAGCCACUGCCAGCAUUGACGAUCCAACAUCGCGAGCGUCGUACCGUGUUCCUCUCUCUGUCAACGAGCCGGUGCUGCGUGCAGCUCUGGUCUCUACCCCAGAGUUGCUUGAGGCCUUCUUCCCUUCGGAUGCCAGCAACAUCACCGUGGCGUCAUUUGCGGGUCAACUGACCGUGUACGAUCUGGUUCGCCGCAACGCGUCCAUCAUGCUCGACAAUGUGCUGACCUGGCGCGCCAGUCCCAGCCCCCAGUUGCCGCACUUUUCGGACGCACGGCUGACUGGCUCUGGUUAUGCUUGUUCCCUGGACUACACGUAUCUGCUGAUGAAGGGUCGGCCCCUCGAGGCCAUCUACUCGUUCAACGUGGCCUUCCCACCCAUUUCGGGAGAUGCGGCGCGCGAGGAGGAGCGACAGCAGCUCGCCACACGCAACGUCUUUCAGAUCGCCACGCGCAAUGCCCAUCAGGCGACCGUACCUGCUGCGUGCCUGUGCUUCCUGGAGGUUCUUGGAUUCCCAACCGGAACGCUCUCGGUCGACGCUGCUGCGCUGGCGCGCAUCCAUGCAGCCAAGUCGCAGCGGAAGGCUCAUAGUGGAGUUGCUCAGUCGUCGUCGUCCUCGUCGUCCUCGUCGUCGUCGUCGUCUUCUCGGCCUUCUGCCCUUGACGACCUCGUUCGCCGCAUGGGCAACAUGUCCUCGCUGCCCGAGUCGCAAAAGCAGCUCAUUUGGCACGAUUUGCUCAAAAUGCUCGAAGAUGCCACCUUCUACCUCGUUCAGGCGACUGGCCGAACCCGCUCUUCCAUCCAAGCGAGUGACGAUUGGGUGCUGGUUCUCGAAUUUUGCCAGCAGCACGACCUGCCUCCCAGCGUGCAAUUCUUGGUCGAGUGCGGCAAGAGCAACGACUGGCUCAUGUUUGUGUGCCAUGCCCACCGUCACCAGUAUGCCCUCGACGCAAUCCUGGCAGUCAUCGACGGCCAGUUUGCCAAUGCAGACAUUCAGGAGCACUUGCGUGUCUUUUUCCGACACGCGCACAAGAAGGAAUCUGAUCGUCGGUCGUCCGUGUUCCAAUCGGCGACCGCCACUCCUUCCGUCGCGAGUAGCAGUGGCGCGCCCUCCACCAACGUUUCGCGUCCUUCCUCGCCGCAGCCGUCGUCUGCUCCAGGAGCAAGCGGCUCUGGACCGACGCCCUCCUCCUCCUCCUCCUCCUCGUCCUCCUCAUCGGCUCCAGUUGCUUCUCCCGAAAAGGCAGGCGGCAAAAAGCCCAAGCGGACUGACUUUCGUGCCACGUUCUACAAGCAACUGGGCGUCAACAAGGGAGCGAAAGGCGACAAGGACGAUGGGACACUUGUGCCGUCGUCGUCCUCCUCUUCCUCCUCAUCGUCGGCCGCUGCUGCCAUGGCUCUUGGAGAGGCGCUGGCCAACACGGCUUCGGCUUCUGGCGCCGAACGUGCUUCUGUCUUGCCUGGAACGGCGUUGACAACAUCGCUGCACGUGGUUGCACCUUACAUUCUUUCGCAAGCUGCCGCCUUGACGGCUCCAGUGUCUGCCGCAGCCUUCCUGCUCACGUCGCCGGUCGAUCGCAAGCCCUCCCACUCGGAAGACGACCUCUUUGACAUUAUUUUUGCCUGUCAGCAGUCUGUCACGCCAGCCAAGGCAAUGCUGCGCCAUGCCAUCAGCAUGCGUCGUCCCCUUCUUGCUGUGCUUGCUGCUUGCUUCCCCGACUGCGAGCUCCUCGAGUGUGUGUGCGUGUGGCUGUAUGCGACCUGUUUUGAGUAUCUGCCGUUCGUCGAGGAGUGGUUUGACGAGGCCAAGCAAGACGCGUCCAUCCACCUUGACGCCUGGCUCGGUUCCGUGCAGCAGCAGUGGCAGCAGUGGCAGCAAGGCCACCACAGCGGAGUGGGCAGUUCGUCCGGAAGUCGCCCAACCUCGCCCAGCGCCAGCGGCAUGUCCACGCCCAACCCCCAGCUUUCUCCGACGUCCACGAGUGAUUCCUUCCAGUAUGCCGGAGGGGCCCAGCAAGGUGCGUCGUCAUUCCUUGCAAACAACUUCCCUCCACUGACGUCUUCGGCGCUCGCGCAAAUUUCGUCCGGCUUCCCGUGGCCAUCGACGGACACGCUGAUUGACCAGUGGUGGUGGCACCCGUGGUCGCUCGUUGAUCUCGGACGCAUCAUCUACGCUCUGUGCGAACAGCGCGUCUUGCGCCCCAUCAUGCAGGCGUUCAUGAUUUUCGACCGAUACAAUGUCAUAGUGCAGUUCAUCCAUCUCGAGGAAAAGUUUCAGCAGCACGACUUUUUCAGCUGCAAGCUCUUCUUUGAAACCUUUAUGCGCAUGACGGGCCGGCUCACAAACUCGAGCAGCAACAGCUCCCAGGCGGCCCCUUCGUCUCCGGCGACGUUUGCUUCGCCCGUCAAAAACCCCGCCAACAGAGCGACCAUGUCCAACAUUCAAGGCGUAUCUAGCCCGCGCCGCCCCGACCAACGCGCCAGUAUGGGUGCCAUUUCCUUGAAUUCCACGGGAGUGACCUCUUCGUCUUCCACGUCCUCGUCAUCGUCGGUUGCCGGCAAAAUUGGCAAUCCCUUGUGGGCGGCCGAUUUGUGCGAUUCUCUCUUGUCGCUCAUGCUGCGCCAGUGCGUUACAUCCUACGAGCGAGCCCAUUUGCUCCAACUGUUGUUUGAGACGGAUUACAGUCCCGAGUACUGCUUGCUCUACCGAACGUGCGCCAUUCUCGAAAAGACGGGUCUGCCCGUGCUGCUUGAAACGAGUCCACGCCUCGCAUUGCAGGCGUUGAUUGACAAGUCGCUGUUUGAUGACGCGCGCCAGUAUGCUGCGGCUCACGGCAUUGUCGAGCAUGCGAUUGUGCUGCGAGAAAUGCAAUCCCGCCUGGCAUCCUUCCGCGACUCUGUGCUCUGGGCCAAAGACCGUGCUCGCAUUGCCUUUUGGCAUCAGUGCCACAAGGCUCUGCUCGACAACGCCUGUGAUGCAUCGCUUGCUGGCGACUUUUUGCUUUCCCAAGCCGACGCGGAGCGGACUGGACCCAGUGAUUGCCCGCAAACACCGCGCGAGCGCUGUGCCCUGCUCCGCUUGGCGCUGCUCUGGUUUAGUGGCUCUGCCAUUCCCGGUACCGAUGCGUGCCGCCCUCUCGAGUUUUUGCAGCAGCUGGAAAACCGCAUUUGGCUAAUCACCAUCGGCAUUGAGGCCGAGACGGGUGUUCCGAUUCAUGCUGGAGGUGCACGCAGCAAACUCUUGAGCAUGAGCACAGGGGACUCGGAUACCCAUUCCAUCUCGUCUGUCGAUGACGAUGACGACGUCUCCUUCCCGGUUCCCGUGUCGUCUGGUUCGGCGCCGAUUUCGGUCGCGUCGUCGUCGCCGCUUGGCGACACUCCGGUCACGCUCGGCUCGCCUAUUGCAGGGUCUCCCCUGGCGGCACGUCGCAACAACAGCAACAGCAACGUGAGCAGUGCCAGUGCAAACACAAACACAAGCGCAAAGGGACCCGAGGGUCGCUCGCGCACCACGUCCACCUUGUCUUCCGGUUCCUAUGACCAAGCGGCCGCGCUGAUGGGCUCUGGUGGCGGCGUCAACCAUGCCCAGUUGCUGAGAAAUGCCCACGAAAACAACGCCUUCAACAUUAUCGUGGCAAGGCUGCUGGAUUCCGGCGAGAUUUCGCAGGCGCGCUCCCUCUGCUCGCAGUUCAACCACACAUGCAUUGACCUGUGGCUCGUCGAGGCAGCGUUGGCCGUGGCUCAGAAGACUCUUGCUCCGCAAGAUGUGCGAAAGGAGGUGCGCUCUCGCCUCGAGGACAAGCAGCACCUGCAGGCCCAGAACGAUCAGCUCAAGCUCCAGCAGGCUCAACUGCAAUUGUCCACCACGUCUUCGCUUCUUGGUACCAGCGUCCUCACCACGGCCACGACCGCAUCGACAGCCGCCGUGUCACAGACCUCCAUGAGCAAAGCCGCCUUGCCUACCGACCGUCUCGCAAUGCUGCAACUGAUGGCGCUGGCUGCCGACAAGGCGCACCGGUGCUUGCAACGCAUCAGUGUCUUGUACGAGGUCUCACAGGCUCUCAAUCUGAGCUACCAGGCAAUCACGUCAAAGGAUCCAUUCGAGGUGCUGCAGUACUUGCUGUUGUGCGGCAAGGGCAUGUUCCCGCUCGCUCGAUCGUUCAUUGUGCAAAACGAUCUCGAUCGUGUCCGCGUGGCCUCGUUCCUCGCCGAAUCCUUUUUGCGAUCCCUGUCCGGUGGCGCUGGAGCUCCUGGAGGCUCGGCAGCUUCUCCAUCUGGACAACCGAAUGUUGCGUCGCAAACAUUGGGCGCUGUCGGCGCGGCUGCACCUGGCGGCGGCGGACCCGUCAACUACGAUCUGCUCUGGCCUGCUGACGACUUUACGCUCUUUGCCAACCUGUGCGACAAUCCAGCCGAGCUUGGCAAGCGCCUUCUCGAUCUGGUCAACGCCUCCAUCUUGGUUGGCGCGAGCGCGGGUGGCGCAAACAAUGCCGCAGCCGCCACCGCUGCUGCUGCAAGCGACCCAACCUUCUCUGGCAUUCGCUUGACGGAAGAGUUGCAAUCAACACACGAAGUGGAACUGCUCAUUCGUGCCCACCACUGCUUUGUGGUUGUCUGCAGCAUGGACGGCAUUGCCAACGUUCUGAAGGCGGUCGGGCGCCGCGCAGACCACUAUGCUCGCACUGGCGAAUUCCGCUUGCUUGUGCGAUUGCUUCUCGGCAUCAAAAAGUUCCGAGAGAUGCAGUACAUGUUUGACAUUUUGCUCGCAUACGACCAGUUCGAGCUUGUUUUGCGCAAGGUCAUUGACAAGGAUGGCCAGAUGGAACUCAAGCUCGCUCUCCACGAUUACUUGAAGCGACACCAUCCCAACGACACGGAGCGGCUCACCAUGGUCUUUUUGCAUUUCAACAUGUUCCGCGAGAUUGGCGAAACCCUGCUGGAAAGCGCCAUCCAGAAGCUUUUGGCUCUGCACCCGGUCGACAAUGUCAAUGCCGCGGUUUACAUUGUAGGCGCAGAGCGCAAAGCCAAUCUUGGCGUGACUGGCUUGUCGAGCGCCACGGGCGUUUCGGUCAGCCUGACGGGCUCUGCAGGGAAUCUUGCUCGCGGCGCCAGCGUUGCCGGCGGCCUGGGCAGUGGUGGCUCCAGUACCUCCACAGCAAGCGGUGCUGCCGGCAACAGUAGUGCAGUUUCUGGCUCGAUUGCGGUCGCUGUCGCUUCAGCCAUGGCCACGCCCAGCGCGCCAAGUGCACCAGUGCCCCUCAACGUGCAUACUCCCAUCAAGCCCGACGUUCUACUGGUGGUUUUGCAGAUGCUGUACGAUGCCGCAGAGUCAUUCAUCAAGGAAGAUUGCGCCCAGCGCGCCAACGACUGCUUGGCACUCGGCAGACUCGUGGCUCUGCAGAUUCAAGUGCCGCUGGUUCGCGUGAUUAAUCUUCCGGAUCCAGCCACCGAUGCCUCUCGCGCAAUGGCGCUCAUGACGGCUUUUGCAGACGCCCUUGUCAUUGCAGAGGCGUACAAACUCGGCGCACGCCACUCUGAGUGGGUCAACCCCUUGUAUCAGCAGUGCGUUGUGAAUGGCAACUUUAAAUUCUUUGAAGCCAUGCUCCGCAGCAUGCCCGUCUCUCGCACGAUUUACACUGAUGUGGGAGCCAAGUUCCGCAACAAUCCACUCCGCACUGCGCAAACCCCCAACAUGAAACGUCUGCUUUCAAUGAUUGACGACGUUGGUCUGCGCUUCUCGCUCGCCAAAGAGCUUGGCUUUACCGAUGUUGUCAGCAGCCUGCUCACUGGCGAUGUCGAGUACCGCUCGUUCGUCAAGGACGUUGCAUUGAAAAUGCAAGCUGCUGGCAACUAGACCGGAUGUUGUUUUGUUUAUUUUCCGUUCUUGCAUUGUUGGUCUCCUUCCUUUCCCUCCCUCGCCCCUUCAAUUCACCUUUGACUAUUGUCUAUGUUUUUCAUUUUUUGUACUUUUUUGGCAAUUAUUACUCUCUUCAAAUGACAA
This is a messenger RNA of Capsaspora owczarzaki ATCC 30864, 11391 nucleotides long. RefSeq lists its product as hypothetical. NCBI's taxonomy places the organism in Eukaryota, Filasterea, Ministeriida, Capsasporidae. The transcript has 3 exons. The record is from RefSeq and is a predicted model, not a curated record. Gene Ontology annotation, cellular component: cytoplasm. The coding region runs from base 28 to 11244 and encodes 3738 amino acids.